Messenger RNA from Cotesia congregata, 480 nucleotides. The record is from the annotation of a GenBank genome assembly. NCBI's taxonomy places the organism in Eukaryota, Metazoa, Arthropoda, Insecta, Hymenoptera, Braconidae.
AUGUCUCCAAAGCACAGGAUUCUAGCAAACUACAUUGAUGUAUACAUAGAGUUAACGACAAAAAAACUAACCAGUACCAAAAAAGUAUUUUAUAUGAUGUUAAACGCCGGAGUGACGCCGAAAGGUAGACGAAUCGUAGAGGAAGAAGCUUGGAAUAAAGUUUCCUCUAUCAACGAUUCAAAUCACUUUUUAACAUUUGAUAUUCAUAUAAAGGGCCCAACUAUUUUAACACAAAUCUUGAAAACCGCAAUGCUAUUGUAUAAAACCAUGUUCUUCGAAAUCAUUACUGAUGAUUGUUUGGACUAUAUUAAAGCCAUAAGAAUAAUAUUGCCUGAGAUGAUUCCUAAAGAAGUCCAUUUACUGUAUAGUGGUGCUGGACGUAUAGAGUUUAUUACUCACCAAUAUGGUAGUCAAAACCGUACAUUAAAAGUACUGACUACUUUGAUACAAAUCAUUGACAUGUUCAACAAAAUGAAUUAA